AUGGAAACUAAAUUUAAAAACCCACAAGUUUUUGUAGUAGAAGGGGAAGCAGCAGAUGUACAGGAAGACGAAAGUAGUUUCCUGCAGCAAUCUCCCAGUGAAAAAAGGAAACCAGAAAUACAUCCUUUAGUGACAACUGUCAAAGAGGAAAAGCCAUGUCCGUCUUAUAAUAUGGAAACUAAAGCUGAACUUGUGGAAGCUUUUGAAGGAAGUGAUGAAGAAAGUAUUGAGGAUGAUAAAAGUGCCUUGAUCAAAUCUCCCUGUGAAGAAACUUUUGAAGAGAUGCCUUUGUCAGUGAAUACUCUCAGUGAGGGAGAAUCAUGUAUAGAAUCAAGUAAGGGACCAUUCAAUUCCGGAGAUGACCCAGAUUCUGUGGAGGGAACUAACAGAAAAGAACACCAUUUUGUGUGUGAUGUAUGUGGGAAGCACUUUAGUUACAAAUGCAACCUUAAGAACCAUUUGAUGAUGCAUACAGGGGACAAACCAUUUGUUUGUAAUGAAUGUGGGAAGAGUUUUCGGCAGAAGUGUCACCUCAUUGGACAUGAAAGAAGAGCCCACACGGGGGAGAAACCAUUUGCGUGCACGCAAUGUGGUAAAAAAUUUUCUCUAAAGGAUCCCUUGAACAGACACAUGAAAACACACAUGGAGGAAAAGCCGUUUGAUUGUCUUGUUUGUGGAAAGACUUUUUGUGUGAAAAUAAAUCUUGAACUGCACUUAAGAACACACACGGGUGUCAAGCCAUUCCAUUGCAGUGAUUGUGGUAAGAGUUUUAUUAGAAAGCACGAAUUAUUCAGACACGCGAGGAUCCAUUCGAGUGAAAAGCCGUUGGUUUGUGUUGAAUGUGGGAAACACUUUGUUGGGGAACCAGAACUGAAGAAACACAUGAGAACCCAUGAUGAAAAGUUGUUUGUUUGUGAGGAAUGUGGUGAAAGGUUUAGGCUGGAAUCUACUCUCAAUAAACAUAUGCGAAUUCACACGGGAGAGAAGCCGUAUUUUUGCAGUGAAUGUGGAAAAACGUUUCGAUUUCAUUCAGGCUUUUACCAGCAUGUGCGGACCCACAGUGGAGAGAAGCCAUUUGUUUGCAAAGAGUGUGGCAAAAGUUUUAUCGGCAAAAGUGGCCUAACCAAACACAUCAGAACACAUACAGGAGAAAGACCUUUUGUUUGUGCAGUGUGUGGGAGAAGAUUCAUUCAGAAGGGUAACCUCAGGCGUCACGUUAGAACGCACACGGGAGAGAAGCCGUUUGUUUGCAGUGUUUGCGGGAAAAGAUUUAACAUUAAAUACGAAAUGACCAAACAUGAGAAAACACAUAGUGUAAAGCCGCAUGUUUGUCCAGAAUGUGGUGAAGGCUUUGACAAGAAAGUUGGCCUCAAGAGACAUUUGAGAGCUCAGUCAUGUGGUUUGAAUGUGGUAGAAAAUGAAGGAAAAGAAGUUACUUGA
This is a messenger RNA of Macrobrachium nipponense, 1440 nucleotides long. RefSeq names its product zinc finger protein OZF-like. The transcript has a single exon. NCBI's taxonomy places the organism in Eukaryota, Metazoa, Arthropoda, Malacostraca, Decapoda, Palaemonidae. The record is from RefSeq and is a predicted model, not a curated record. Gene Ontology annotation, biological process: regulation of gene expression. Gene Ontology annotation, cellular component: nucleus. Bases 1 to 1440 code for a protein of 479 amino acids.